Molecule: messenger RNA, 406 nt
Organism: Wallemia mellicola CBS 633.66
Lineage: Eukaryota; Fungi; Basidiomycota; Wallemiomycetes; Wallemiales; Wallemiaceae
Exons: 3
Coding region: 27-350 (107 amino acids)
Source: RefSeq, a predicted model, not a curated record
GACGAACGACGACGACGACGAGCUUAAUGGAUAAUAAGGAGAACCCAGUCGAGCAAUUACACCACCCAGAGGCAGCUGCAGUUGUUGAGGAUCAAAAUGAUGAUAAAGGUGCAGGUCAAAGGGCGUUGUUAGCUCAAAAGUUAAAGCAAACUUCUAACUCAUUUGUUUCACCAACUGAUAACCUGAUGACACCCGUGACUGCAAAGUUAGCAAAUCACAAGAAGAAGAACUUUUCAAAAGCCAAGCCUGUUCAGUUGACUGAUAGGUUUCAAUCAACCCUACCAACUGAUUCUCCCCAAUCAGUGAAGAGACAUGACAAUCCAUUUGAUCAGUCGGAAUCAUCAAACUAAUUUAUAUAUUUUUUUGUACAUUUUAGUCUUUAUUUCCCUAUACACACCUUCUUCUU